Molecule: messenger RNA, 981 nt
Organism: Quercus lobata
Lineage: Eukaryota; Viridiplantae; Streptophyta; Magnoliopsida; Fagales; Fagaceae
Product: 2-phytyl-1,4-beta-naphthoquinone methyltransferase, chloroplastic-like
Exons: 8
Coding region: 34-795 (253 amino acids)
Biological process (GO): phylloquinone biosynthetic process
Molecular function (GO): 2-phytyl-1,4-naphthoquinone methyltransferase activity
Source: RefSeq, a predicted model, not a curated record
CAAGGAUAAAGUGACAGUCCUCGGUGUCGGAAAAUGGCACUGUGUAUUCCUCUUCCUUCAUACCGGUUCAGACACAGACCGGUUCGUUCUUCUCUCGAACGCCAAGAACUCUUUGGUCGUAUAGCUCCUGUCUACGAUAAUCUAAAAAUGCAGUUGAAUGACUUGCUGAGUUUGGGUCAGCAUCGUAUAUGGAAAAGAAUGACUGUCUCAUGGACUCGAGCGAAAAUGGGAGACUGUGCGUUGGACUUGUGUUGUGGAAGUGGGGAUUUAGCGUUUCUUUUGUCCGAGAAAGUUGGGUCCAAUGGCAAGGUGACUGGUCUUGAUUUCUCAAAGGACCAAUUGUCAAUUGCUUCGUGUCGGCAAGGCUUGGCCCCCAAUGCCUGCUACAACAAUAUAGAGUGGGUUGAAGGCGAUGCACUUGAGUUACCAUUUUCUGAUGGUUACUUUGAUGCCAUUACAAUGGGUUAUGGGCUACGAAAUGUGGUUGAUAAAGAAAGAGCCAUGCAGGAGAUGUUUAGAGUUCUGAAACCAGGCUCAAGAGUAUCUGUUCUUGAUUUCAAUAAAAGCACACAGCCAUUUACUAAUUUAAUUCAGGAAUGGAUGAUUGACAAUGUAGUUGUCACAGUGGCAACUGGUUAUGGGCUUGCAAAGGAGUAUGAAUAUUUGAAAAGCUCAAUCAAGGAAUUCUUAACAGGGAAAGAGUUAGAGAGGCUUGCUUUACAAGUUGGAUUUUCUAAUGCUAGACAUUAUGAGAUUAGUGGAGGCCUCAUGGGGAACUUGGUAGCCACACGCUAGAUGCAAUCCAUGCUUGGUAUUCUUCUAGCAAGUUUCAAUUUUUGAUUUAAGAGAAAGAUUCAAUUCAUUGAUUAACUAUUUGAUUUGUACUCAUUGAACUCAUGAAGUUCUAAAUUGUUUAUAUAUCUGGGUUUUCUUGUGGUUGCUAAACUGUGAUAUUACAUUAAACACUACCACUUAUGGAUU